UACGUUUUCCCUUUCAUUCUCUCCGCUCUCUCGAUUUUUCGUCUUCUUCGCCAACGCCUAACCCUAACCCUAACUCUUUCCAAAAGCACAACAAAAUACAGACCGAAGAAGAGAGGAGUCGAAGGAUCGUGACCUGGGAGCUUUGAUUCCUCCCGAUUUCCAUGGAUUCUCAACAGAACAACCUCUUCGAGACGGCGUCGCAGCCCGACACAGCCGCCGACGCAUACACCUUUUUGGAAUUCAAUACCCAGGGCGAGUCUGAGUUCGACUACCCUGAGUUCCGAUCACCGGCAGCGUGGCCCACGCCCUCUGAUUCCCUCUCCAUCCCUGACCCAUCCGAUCGCGGAGGUGCCGCCGGAGAUCACCACUCCGAGGCUUCGUCGCCUUCCCCGUUGUCUUCGCCGGCUCCUGGAAGUAGCUCCAAGGGGGGACGCGGUGGAGUUGGAGGAGGCGGUGGUGGUGGUGGUAGUAGUAGCAGUCAGGUUGAUGCAUUGGCGGCUGGGAUGGGGAAUUUGAACUUCGAGGAGACCGGGGAUGACGACGCUUUUGAUUAUGGAAAAGGGGAUUUCACAGAGCACGCAUGCAAGUAUUGUGGUAUCUCGAAUCCGGCUUGCGUUGUGAGGUGCAAUGUUGCGUCUUGUCGGAAGUGGUUCUGCAAUUCGAGGGGAAAUACCUCGGGCUCUCAUAUUGUCAAUCAUUUGGUUCGAGCAAAACACAAGGAAGUUUGUCUCCAUAAGGACAGCCCUCUCGGGGAAACAAUUCUUGAGUGCUACAACUGUGGGUGUCGAAAUGUCUUCCUCCUCGGAUUCAUUUCAGCAAAAACAGAGAGUGUUGUUGUCCUUCUUUGUAGAGAACCUUGUCUAAAUGUAAAUGCCCUGAAGGACAUGAACUGGGAUCUAAGUCAGUGGUGUCCUCUGAUCGAUGAUAGGUGUUUCCUACCGUGGCUUGUUAAGGUUCCAUCUGAACAAGAACAGUUGAGGGCACGUCAAAUUAGUGCACAACAAAUAAACAAGAUAGAGGAAUUAUGGAAGACUAAUCCUGAUGCUACACUUGAAGAUCUUGAAAAACCUGGUGUUGAUGAUGAACCUCAGUCUGUUCAAUUGAAGUAUGAAGAUGCAUAUCAGUAUCAAAAUGUGUUCGCACCUCUUAUCAAGCUUGAAGCAGAUUAUGACAAAAUGAUGAAAGAGUCUCAAAGCAAGGAUAAUGUCACAGUUCGCUGGGAUAUUGGUCUUAACAAGAAGCGUAUUGCAUAUUUCGUCUUCCCAAAGGAGGACAAUGAAUUGCGUUUAGUGCCAGGUGAUGAACUCCGACUGCGUUAUUCUGGAGAUGCAGCGCAUCCAGCAUGGCAGUCAGUUGGACAUGUGAUCAAGCUAACUGCACAAGAAGAGGUUGCUCUUGAACUCCGUGUCAAUCAGGGGGUUCCUAUUGAUGUGAACCAUGGGUUUAGUGUUGAUUUCGUAUGGAAGAGUACGAGCUUUGACCGGAUGCAGGGAGCAAUGAAGACUUUUGCUGUAGAUGAAACAAGUGUGAGUGGGUAUAUUUACCACCACUUAUUGGGACAUGAAGUUGAGGCUCAGAUGGUGCGUAACACACUACCUCGUCGUUUUGGAGCACCUGGUCUACCGGAACUGAAUGCAUCUCAGGUUUUUGCAGUGAAGAGUGUCCUUCAAAAGCCUAUUAGUCUAAUUCAAGGUCCUCCUGGGACUGGUAAAACUGUGACUUCUGCGGCGAUUGUUUAUCACAUGGCCAAACAGGGCCAGGGACAAGUUCUCGUUUGUGCCCCCAGUAAUGUUGCCGUAGACCAACUAGCUGAAAAGAUAAGUGCUACUGGUUUGAAGGUUGUUCGACUGUGUGCAAAAUCAAGGGAAGCUGUAAGUUCUCCUGUUGAGCAUUUGACCCUUCACUACCAGGUUAGGCAUCUUGACACAUCUGAGAAGAGUGAACUCCAUAAGCUGCAGCAGUUGAAAGAUGAACAAGGUGAACUGUCAAGCAGUGAUGAAAAGAAAUACAAAGCACUUAAACGAGCUACAGAACGCGAGAUAACCCAAAGUGCUGAUGUCAUAUGCUGCACUUGUGUUGGUGCGGGGGAUCCACGGUUGGCAAAUUUUAGAUUUCGACAGGUACUUAUUGACGAGUCUACUCAAGCAACAGAACCUGAGUGUUUUAUCCCUCUGGUCCUUGGAGCAAAACAGGCUGUUCUUGUUGGCGAUCAUUGCCAACUUGGUCCUGUCAUUAUGUGCAAGAAAGCGGCCCGUGCUGGCUUGGCACAAUCUCUUUUUGAACGCCUGGUGCUGCUUGGUGUUAAGCCAAUUAGGUUACAGGUUCAAUACCGUAUGCACCCAGCUUUGUCUGAGUUUCCUUCCAACAGUUUUUAUGAAGGCACUCUCCAGAAUGGAGUCACGAUUAAUGAAAGGCAAACAUCGGGGAUUGACUUUCCCUGGCCUGUGCCUAAUCGUCCCAUGUUUUUCUAUGUCCAGUUGGGACAAGAGGAGAUCAGUGCUAGUGGAACUUCGUAUUUGAAUCGAACUGAGGCCGCUAACGUUGAGAAGAUUGUGACCACUUUCUUAAAGAGUGGAGUAGUUCCUGGCCAGAUUGGAGUGAUAACCCCAUACGAGGGACAGAGGGCAUAUAUUGUAAAUUACAUGUCGAGAAAUGGUGCUCUCAGACAACAACUUUACAAGGAAAUUGAGGUCGCUAGUGUUGAUUCUUUUCAAGGAAGGGAAAAAGAUUACAUCAUAUUGUCCUGUGUGAGAAGCAACGAGCAUCAGGGCAUUGGAUUUCUUAAUGAUCCUAGGAGGCUCAAUGUUGCUCUUACCCGUGCUCGUUAUGGGAUUGUUAUUCUUGGAAACCCUAAGGUUCUCAGUAAACAGCCUCUGUGGAAUGGCUUGCUGACGCAUUACAAGGAACAUGAGUGCUUGGUCGAGGGGCCUCUGAAUAAUUUAAAGCAAAGCAUGGUACAAUUUCAGAAACCAAGAAAGAUUUACAAUGACCGGAGGCUGUUUUAUGGUGGUGGGGCUGGAAUUAUGGGAAACGAAAACUCUACUGCUGAUAGGAGAGGUGGUCGUGGAAGGGCUGUUGGCUCUUAUCUGCCUCCUGGCCCUCUCAAUGGCGCUAGACCUGGACUCCAUCCAGCUGGAUAUCCAAUGCCUAGGGUACCACUUCAACCCUUUCCUGGUGGUCCUCCUUCUCAGCCAUAUGCCAUUCCAGCUCGUGGGCCUGUAGGUGCUGUUCCUCAUGUUCCCCAACCUGGAAAUCACGGUUUUGGUAGUGGACGUGGAAAUCCAAUCGGCGGCCACCUUCCCCACCAACAAGCGACUCAGCAAAAUGUUGGGACUAUUGGUCCUAGUUUUAACUUUCCCCUGGAGAGUCCAAGUAGCCAGCCUUCUGCGGGUGGUCCGCUAUCUCAACCUGGAUAUGUAAAUAAUUUGCCUGUCCAGGGAAGUCAGACCUUCAGAGAUGGAUUUUCUAUGGGUGGCAUAUCGCAGGAUUUCUUGGGUGAUGACUUUAAGAGCCAGGGAUCUCAUGUUCCUUACAAUGUGGCUGACUUUUCUACUCAGGCCUCACAGAGUGGAUAUGCUGUUGAUUAUGCCACACAAGGAGCCCAUGGGGCAUUUUCUGGGAACUUCCUAAACCAGAAUUCUCAAGUGGGUUAUUCUCGUUUUGGUGGAGGAAAUGAUUUCAUGUCCCAGGAGUACAUGGCACAUGGGUCACAAGGUCUUUUUACCCAGGCUGGCUUUACCGAUCCCUCACAAGACGAUGGCCAGAAGAAUCAAUAUGGUGUGAACAACCCUAGCCAUCUUCAGGCUCAGGGUCUGCCAAAUUCACUCUAUUCGCAGCCUUUCUCACACUACAACACACAGCCACUGAACUUGUCCAACCCCCAGCAGUCUCAACCUGGCCAGGGCUCUCAGAACCCGAAACUUCCCUACAAUGGCUGAGGGGACGAAAAGAGCUGGGAUUCAAAUGGGUUAUGGUCUUUGCAAUUCAGCAACUUGGUUUUUGCUGUCUAGUGAUCCAACAAAUGCCUUGUGGUUUCCUGGUGUUUGAAAGGUGAGUCUCGUUCUGUGCCUUCACCAACCCCCCUGAUAGAGAUUCUAUUCUUCGUUUUGGAAAUAACACUAAAAGAAGGGAAAAAAGAAUGAAAAAAAAAGGAAAACUGGCAGCAUAACAAGGGCCGAAAGAAAAAGGAGUAACCCUGGUACCUGGAAAUUUUGUGUGGGUGACUUGAGAAAGCGCAGGAGAAGGGAAGUAAUAUGAUGGUGAGAUAUGGGAGGAAGAGAUUAUUACAUGACAUGAGAUUGGUCGAAAGGGUUAGAAGAGAGUGGUUUACGAAGAUACAACUAUGGAGAAAUGGGACUUUGGGCAAAGAAGCAGUUGCUGGAGUGAAUGAUUUUUUUUUAUACAGAGCCUACCUCAGAGGAAAGUGUUGGUGGCCGUAACCCUUUUUCGACUUCGUUUCGGAAGUGUAAUUAUACUCUGGAUGCCCACAAUUAGGUCGUACCUUAGUAAUCGGGAGUCAUUUGUUUUUAUCACUCAAAAUACCGAAGUAAAAGGGGUUUCAUUGUUGGUUUGGUGAUACUAACACCAUACUUAUGGUCGGAUGCGGUGGCUGGUUUUAAUCCUUGUUUGGAUUUGAUCA
Tarenaya hassleriana is the source of this 4639-nucleotide messenger RNA. Its product is annotated as regulator of nonsense transcripts 1 homolog. Gene Ontology annotation, biological process: nuclear-transcribed mRNA catabolic process, nonsense-mediated decay. The transcript has 29 exons. Bases 162 to 3938 code for a protein of 1258 amino acids. Gene Ontology annotation, molecular function: zinc ion binding; hydrolase activity; RNA helicase activity. Lineage: Eukaryota; Viridiplantae; Streptophyta; Magnoliopsida; Brassicales; Cleomaceae. The record is from RefSeq and is a predicted model, not a curated record. Gene Ontology annotation, cellular component: cytoplasm.